AUGGCCAGUGCCUUCCGCCAGAGAGCCGCCGCUGUCAAGGCUGACUUGGCCGCCAAGCGCAAGCCUUCAGGCUGGGUUCUCCCCCGCGAGACGGCCUCAUUUGCCGAAGAGGGGACUUGGACAAACAUUGACUGCGACGUUACACCCGUGGACCGCAGAACUUGGUCCGUCUGGACCUUGGGUCUCUACUGGGGUAGUGAUGCCCUCAACAUUCAGGGCUGGAUGGCCCCGGCUGCCAUCAUGGUCGGAGGCCUGACUUGGCGUGAGGCCAUCCUCUCUAUCAUCAUCGGCAGUCUUGUGUGCACCGUCCCCCUCGUCCUCAACGGCUUCAUCGGCGCCCGACUCCACGUUCCAUAUCCCAUUGCGGCGAGGGCUUCUUUUGGUUGGUACUUUGCACGAUUCGCCGUUAUGAUACGCGCCAUCUGGCCCUCAUACCUAGAUAUUCCCAACCACAUCCCAGAGUCGGUCGGCAUCACCACUCAGCAGAUGGUCAGCCAUUUGAUCUUCUGGAUUGUGCAGUUCCCCAUUCUGCUUAUCCCGCCCCACAAGCUCAAGUGGUUCUUCGUCACCAAAGUCGUUCUUGUCCUCAGCACUUCUACCGCAGCCGUCAUCUACAUGACCUCCCGAGCGGGGGGUACUGGUGAUAUCUGGGACCAACCCUACCAGGUCCAUGGCUCGGCUCGCCGCUGGCUCAUCCUCUCUAGCAUAUCCAGCAUCACCGGCGGGUGGGCUACGAUCGCAGUGAACAUCAGCGACUUUACGCGCUACCUCAAGAAACCCGGAGGCGUUUACUAUCAGAUCGCCUUCCUGCCGCUCAUCCAGCUCCUUGUCGGGAUUUUUGGCAUUAUCUGCUGCUCAGCCUCCCGUGUGGUCUACGGCGAGUACAUCUGGGAUCCUCUUGACCUGGCCUCCCGGUGGGACGGCCCAGGUGGCCGUUGCUUCGCCUUUUUCUUCGGCCUCGGCUGGUGCAUUGCCCAGAUCGGCACAAACCUGUCGGCAAACGUCAUCUCCUGCGCCAACGACCUCACGAGUCUUUGCCCCAAGUACAUCAACAUCCGCCGGGGCGUCGUCAUAACGACCAUCACAGCAGCCUGGAUCAUGCAGCCGUGGAAGAUUAUCCACUCGGCCGCGUCGCUCCUUUCUUUCAUGAGCGGCCUCGGCAUCUUCCUCGCGCCCAUUGCCGCGCUGCUCGGUGCCGACUACUGGCUCGUCCACCGCCAGCGCCUCGAUGUCCCGGGCCUGUAUCGAGCUCACGGGCGCUACCGGUACAACAAGGUCGGGACAAACUGGAGGGCUGUCAUUGCUUUCCUCGUCAGCGCCGUGCCGAACAUUCCUGGACUAGCGGCGCAAGUCGAACCAUCGCUGAAGAAGAGCAUCGGGGGCGCCGACAAGAUUUAUUACAUGUUUUAUUUCUGGGGAUUCACGAGUGCUUUUGUCGUGUACGUUGUGCUGUCGCUCGUUUUCCCGGCAAAGGAGACUCUGAUUCCUGAAACGAUCUAUGAUGAUGGAGAAGUACUCGAGGGGACGUACGGACCAAAUGAGAGGUCUGGCGACACGGAUAGUGCACAUGAGAAGAGUCCCGUUGACGUGGGACGGAAGGCGUAG
Messenger RNA from Verticillium nonalfalfae, 1605 nucleotides. RefSeq lists its product as uncharacterized. Gene Ontology annotation, cellular component: plasma membrane. The transcript has 7 exons. Bases 1 to 1605 code for a protein of 534 amino acids. The record is from RefSeq and is a predicted model, not a curated record. Gene Ontology annotation, biological process: nucleobase transport; transmembrane transport. Lineage: Eukaryota; Fungi; Ascomycota; Sordariomycetes; Glomerellales; Plectosphaerellaceae. Gene Ontology annotation, molecular function: nucleobase transmembrane transporter activity.